This is a messenger RNA of Schizosaccharomyces osmophilus, 594 nucleotides long. RefSeq names its product 60S ribosomal protein L13/L16. Lineage: Eukaryota; Fungi; Ascomycota; Schizosaccharomycetes; Schizosaccharomycetales; Schizosaccharomycetaceae. The coding region runs from base 1 to 594 and encodes 197 amino acids. Gene Ontology annotation, biological process: negative regulation of translation; translation. Gene Ontology annotation, molecular function: structural constituent of ribosome; mRNA binding. The transcript is spliced from 2 exons. The record is from RefSeq and is a predicted model, not a curated record. Gene Ontology annotation, cellular component: cytosolic large ribosomal subunit; ribosome.
AUGUCAGAGUUUCAAAAAGUAGUUGUCAUUGAUGCCAAGGGCCAUCUUAUGGGCCGUUUAGCUUCUGUUGUUGCUAAGCAACUUUUGUCGGGUCAAAAAGUCGUCGUUGUCCGUUGUGAAGAAUUAAACAUCUCUGGCAGCUUCUUCCGUAACAAGCUUAAGUACCUCGCCUACUUGCGCAAGUCUUGCCGUUACAACCCUACUCGUGGUGCUUUCCACUUCCGUGCUCCUUCUCGCAUCUUCCAAAAGGCUGUUCGUGGUAUGCUUCCCCACAAGAGCCCCCGCGGUCAAGCUGCUUUGGAACACUUGCAAGCUGUUGAAGGUGUUCCCCCUCCUUUCGACAAGCAAAAGCGUGUUGUUGUCCCUGCUGCCCUCCGUGUCUUGCGUCUUAAGCCUGGCCGUAAAUACUGCACUGUUGGCCGUCUCUCCUCUGAGGUUGGCUGGAAGUACGCCGACGUUGUUUCCAAGUUGGAAGAACGCAGAAAGGUUAAGAGCGCUGCUUUCUACCAAGCCAAGCACUCCAAGCAAAAGAAGGUUGCUGCUGCCAAGUCUGCUUCUUCUAUAAACCAAAAGCUUGCUUCCUAUGGAUACUAA